Messenger RNA from Danio rerio (zebrafish), 5888 nucleotides. NCBI's taxonomy places the organism in Eukaryota, Metazoa, Chordata, Actinopteri, Cypriniformes, Danionidae. The record is from RefSeq and is a predicted model, not a curated record.
GGGCGGAGAAAAGAGGGAGAGGAAACUCAACCGAAAGGAAGGAGGUCCCACUUUUCAGCGAGCAAGUUAUGGAGAGAAAGUGAGAGAUUCUCUUUUAAGUCUCCAAGCAGCUCUACUUGGGAAGCGUAGCGGUUUGCUUUCGGGAUCACGAUAAACGGAAAGUGAACAGAGCUGCUCUGUGUUCAGAUCGAGGAGAGUUUCAGGAAGUUUUGAGAGUGAAAAGGAGACACUGCCGGGCAGUAGCGAGCGGAGGUGUGCUGCUUCGUGGAGGGGGAAAGCGGGGAAACAGAGACGGCUCUGUUGCGCGGAUUUUAAUGAAAUUCAGCAGCUGUCGGACACACGCCUGCAACCCCUGCCAACCCUGAGUUAGAUGCGUUUGACUUUAAGAUGCGGAGCGACCCCAUACUGUUCGCCUCGAGGGCGAUGGAGGAGUUGUUGGCAGAGUUACGAGUGUUUCUGGAGUUGUUGGACAGAGAGUAUUUGACUGCUGGAGUGAGAGAGAAGAAACAGCAAAUAUUAAACAUCCUGCACAGAGUUCUGGCCACUAGAGAACCCUCAUGUAAGACAGAGAUACACACAUCUCUCCCGGCCCCUCCCCAGAUGCCCCUACCAGAGAUUCCUCACCCCUGGAUGCCUCCAGACAAUGGGCCUCCUCCUUUACCGAGCUCCUCUCUUCCUGAGGGUUAUUAUGAGGAAGCGGUUCCACUGGGUCCUGGGAAAGCACCAGAGUACAUCACCUCUAAUUAUGACUCGGACGCCAUGAGCAGUUCGUAUGAGUCAUAUGAUGAGGAAGAGGAGGAUGGGAAGGGUCAGAAGAUGCGUCACCAGUGGCCAUCUGAGGAGGCCUCCAUGGAUUUGGUAAAAGAUGCACGUAUCUGCGCAUUCCUGUUGCGAAAGAAACGCUUUGGUCAGUGGACCAAACUUCUAUGUGUCAUAAAGGACAACAAACUGUUGUGCUACAAGUCCUCUAAAGACCAGACUCCACAGAUGGAGCUCCUUCUGUCCGGCUGCAGUAUCACACACAUCCCCAAAGAUGGCAAGAAAAAGAAGCAUGAACUGAAGAUCGUUCAUCAGGGAGCUGAUGCUCUAGUGCUUGCUGUACAGAGCAAAGAACAGGCCGAACAAUGGCUAAAGGUGAUGAAAGAAGUCUGCUCGAAUGGAAAUGGAGUGGUGGAUUGCGACGGAGCUGGCUCUGGAUCCACUGUUCACAAGGCAGAGCUGGAAAAGAAGCUGUCCUGCGAUCGGCCCAGUUCAGAUGGAGAGCCCUGCCAUGAAAACGGCAUCUCAGAUGGCAAAGAUCCAGCUAAAGGCAAGAAGAACUCUAAAUCAGAGCAGAAAGGCACUGUGGGACGUGUGACUGGAAAGAAAAUCACAAAAAUCAUCAGCCUAGGCAAGAAGAAACCAUCAACAGAUGAACAGACCUCAUCAGCGGAGGAAGAUGUCCCAACAUGUGGCUAUCUUAACGUGCUGUCCAACAACCGCUGGAGAGAGCGCUGGUGCCAGCUAAAAGACAACCAGCUGUUUCUGCACAAAGAUCGAGCCGAUCUGAAGACGCACAUGGCCUCUCUGCCGCUGCGGGGCUGUGAGGUCAUUCCAGGCCUGGACUCCAAACAUCCCUUCGCCUUCCGUCUACUGCGCAAUGGACAGGAGGUGGCUGUUCUGGAGGCCUCCUCCUCUGAGAGUAUGGGAAGGUGGUUGGGGGUCUUGCUGGCUGAGACGGGCUCCACAACAGAUCCCGCUGCACUCCACUACGAUUACAUUGACGUAGAGACCACUGCUAACGUCAUUCAGCUGGCAAAGCAGUCAUUUUGUUUCACCAGUAAGCGUGCAGUUUCUCCUAACCCAUACCUGGAUAAUCCGGUCAAUGGUUAUGCCUGUCCCACUGGGGUCGCUCUGCAUUAUGACGAUGUGCCCUGCAUCAAUGGAACGAUACCAGAUGCACACUACUCCUCCCCAGCUUCAGGGGGCCGCCGCUGGAAAGACGAAUCUCAUUAUGAAAAUACAGAUCUUUAUGAAAACAUGCCCUCCCCCAAACUAGCAGCUCGCUACUCUCCCAAGUCCACCCGCACAUCAUCUUCCUCGGGGCAUUACAGCACACCAAACUCCACCAAAUCUCUGUCUUCUUCCUCUGCUGCUAAUACUAACACUAACCAGAUGAAAGGGAAGAAAGGCUUGAUCACCAAUGGUUUCGGUGCAAAGAAGUUGGACAAGAAUCAACCCAAAAAGGCCAAUGGCAUUAGCAGCACUCUGCCAGUGAAGCGUAACAACUCCAGUGUAGAUCAGUAUAAGUACGGGAAAAACAGAGUGGAGGCAGAUGCCAAGAAACUCCAAGCCAAAGAGGAGGAGCUGAUGAGGAAGAAACAGGAAAUCCGAAACCGCCUGACCCAGCUGAAAAAAGACAGAAAGGACCUCCGCACUGCUUUAGAGAACAACACAGCUAAGCGUUCCCAGGCAUCUUUGACAGAGAGGCUUAAGAAAGUGGAGGAUGAGUGCAAACUGAAAGAGGAAGAGCGAGUCAGUCUGGAGCUGGAGUUGACGGAGGUCAAGGAGAGUCUGAAGAAAGCUCUGAAUGGUGGUGUCACCCUGGGCCUGACCAUUGAACCCAAAACAGGCAGCUCCAGCCCACAGUCUCCAGUAUUAAUGAGGCGAACGGUGGACAACUCGCCCAUUUCCAGCUGUAACACCAGUGACACGGAGACCUGCUCUCUGCCGGUCAACAGUGCGUCUCUGCUGCGCCGCCAGACACAACAGAAAGCCUCACCUGUGCGAGGUCACGUCCUCAGAAAAGCUAAGGAAUGGGAGAUGAAAUCUGGCACAUAAGUUCACUUUUCCACAACCUUUCACUUUUGUUGUAUCUAUUUAUUUAAUUUUGUCCAUAUAUGAGUGAUGUUGAAAUUGAAUUGACUGAACCAUAGACACAGUUUUCCAAAAAGAACUCUUGACUGAAUCCAGUUCCCAGUGCUGCUGUUUUGUUAUAAUCAUUAUAUCAUUGGACCAUGCUUUUACUAGAGCAAUUAAUUUACAUGCAUCAUUUCAUUUUAUUUAAAAUUCCUAAAAUAUGAGGAAAAAAACACUAAUAAUUUCUUACAAUUGGGUCAAGAGCAAUGCCACAAUACCAAGUUACGGUAGUAAAUACCCAUACACUUCUGUUCAAAAUUCAUAUUUUUAAGGUAAUUAAUAGUUGUUGAGCAAGAAUACAUUAAACUGUUCAAAAUUGGGAAUAAUAAUACAAAUAAUUAGGUAAAACUUUAGUUUUAGGACCAAUUCUCACUGCUAACUUUCAGCUUAUUUCAUAUCUGUUAAUAUAAAGGCUGUUUGUUUGUACAUAUAAAGUACAUCCCUAAUCCUAGCCAAUAACUAAACCAAACUAAGCAACACAGGCUCAUUCUGAAAACGUAGCAUUAUAAAUGUUUCUGGAGAUCACAAAUUAUGUAGCCAGAAGUACGCUGCAUGCUGUGCUGUUGUUAAGUAUGCUGUUUUUAGAAUGAACUAGACGGGGCGGUAUGAUGUCUUUUUUUCACGCUUACCAGCUGACCGCUUACCUCCGUAUGGCUAGUUUUCCUGCUGUUACCAGUUUGACCAGUUAGUUCACCAUGUAUGUCGGCGGACUGAUCUGAAAAUGUAGUAAAAAUCAGGCAAAAAGGUCAAUCAGUGCUUUUUAAAACACUAUUGGUGGGGUUUAGGGAAGGAGGAGGGUGGGUCAGUUGAUCGGUCAGUCAGUCAAUCAGUCAGUCGACAGCGGCUUUUGGUGGAUUUACGUUAGAACAGCAUGCACGAAUGACACUAGCAAGAGAAAUUUGAGAUCUGAAAAAGUGUACACAGCGCCCUCUAGUGGAUUUUUGAAAACAAAAACCGAAAAAACGUUGCUUCUGGGACGUAUUUUACAAUCUCCAGAAAUGUAUACAGCGAUAGGUUUUCAGAAUGAGCUUGGGUUGAAGCUACUACCAUAAUAACUAUUAAUAAGCAGCAAAUUAGGAGUUUAUUAAGGCAAAAAUCAUUGUUAAUGGUUUGUUAAUAUUGAGAAUUGUACCUUAAACAAUGAGUGUAGCAAAAAAAAAUUAUGUUACAAAAAAUAGACAUUAAAGAAUGUAGUAAUGACUGCUGAACAUUCAGCUUUGCCAUCACAGAUAAAUGAUAUAUUGACAAAUAUUUAAAUAGAAGUGAUCAAAUAUAAUAACAUAACAUAAUAUUACUGCUUUUAUAUUUGAGAUCAAAUAACUGUAACUUAUUAAAAAUACUCAUUUCAAAAUCAUAAUGACCUCAAAAAGUUCUAACAGCCAAUCAUGUGUUAGCACAAAACAUGGGACAUCUCAGAUGAUGCUCCAUAUCUCACAACCUAAAUAUAAAAUGCACAAAACCUCAGUGGUCUCGGAAAUCACUUAAAAGUCUAUAAAAGUCUGUUUCUUUCUUCAACAACAAGCCAUUAAUGGAAGACAAAAUCUCCCAAGUAUUUAUUUGUAAAUGUUUAAGUAAAUAUAAGCCUAUCUGUGUGUGUCUGUUAAUAUUUAGUAAUGCCUUUCGUUUGGCUUUACACUAGUUGUAGAGAGCAGCUUCGAGAUAAAUGUACAUGACAGAACGUGAUCAUUCAAAGCCUGUUCUUUAUAGAAAAAGUGUAAUCUGUAUGAAAGUAUUUUACCAGUCUCUCCUCCUCCUCCUCCUCCUCUGUGUCUGGCCCAUUAUUUUCAAUCCAGCGGUCUGGCCUUACUUUUGGCAAUGGUAACUGCAGCCCAUGGGGAACAGGGCAGCUCAGGCCAGGGUGUGUCCUCUGCUGGCUGACUGCUCUGGAAACUAGGCCCGAAAGUACAGCCACGCUUCCCCUUCAUCGGACACACUGCACAGAAAACACUGCAAAGACACACACUGACAGUUAAACAUGUACUGUAUGCUAUCAUGAAGAAGCGUGCAUAUGUGAACUUUCAUUAAGCUGUGCAGGUGUAGGAGCUGUAAGUAAUCUGUGUUACAUUUGGUUGAACAAAAAGAAUGUUUUAUUUGGGCAGAAGAGUGUAAUCCUGCUUUGUUUUGACCACUCAGAGUCCAGCCAACUCACGUACUGAAAAAUGGUGCUUUUAAGCGAUGCUUAAACCGUUUACUCCUAACUCAGCCUGAUUGUGGAGUUAUGGUGCUUAAUUCAGAUUGACUUUUGUAUUAAUGUUCAAGGCACAUUCAUAGCAUUUUGUUUAUUGUGCGGUGAAGCUUGACUUGUGAUUGUAGCUUCACAUUGUCAAGCUUCUCUACACGCAGGGUCUUGUGUAAAUAUAUUUCUCCUUUUCUACUUGGACCCGAAGGUAUUCAGAGCUUACUCUUUGUCUAGUGGUUUUGUAAAGGUCAGCACUGGAUGAAUAUUUGGUCUGAGCAUAUUUGUAAAAGAGAAGCCUCUUAGCGACUUAAAGGGAUAGUUCACCUCAAAAUGUAAAUUCUGUUUUGAUUUAUUAAUCCUUCUCUUGUUUUAAUUCUGAGAGGAUAAUUUGAAGAAUGUUGGAAACUAAUGAAGCCAUUGGCCUCCCUAGUUUUAGAUAGGAGCUAUGGAAUGUGGAUAAAUGGUGAGUACAUUUUCAUUUUUAAUCGAACUGUCCCUUUAAGUCAGCUCAAAGUAGAUGCUUUACUCGUUCUGCACAACUGCUUAUUCUUUGAUUACAAUGAUUCACUAAUUUGUCACAACAAAUGUAAAAUAAAACUUUGGUUAAGUCAGCUUUUGGUCUCACUUAGCAGAAAUAUGGAAUGUGAACUGUUUCGCUUUAAAUGUCAUUUUGCUUUGAGGGUGGGAGCAAGGACGCCUGUUUGUUUUGCACCUUAUAGAUAUUACUCAAGUUUUAUUUUGAUGAUGACUGUUGUUAACUUGACAACUAAAGGACUGUACAUAGAAAUAAUUAAACUGCUUUUAAAACAAA